CAGAAAAUCUUGAAAAUGAAUAACGCUGAAAGAUUACGGUUUCUACACGGUAGUGACAAAGUAAGUGUUAGUGCGAAUUGUGUUAGUGACAGUGAGAUGAAAAGUAGUGAAAAUGCCCCUGAUGUGAUGGGUAGUGAACAGUGUGAGUUGAAAGUUUUGGACGAAGUUUUUGAGUUUGAAAUUUUGCAACGAUCAAGAAGGCGUCAGUUGUAUGAUAACGAAAAAUAUGUGCAGUUAUAUGAACAAGAGAAUGAAAAGCUCAUCGAUCAAACUAAUAAUACAGGAAUGGUUCAAGGGGCGAAACUCACAUGUAAUAAAAUCUCGAGUCGAGUCAAAAAGUCCAAACAGGAUAUGGUGCAAGGCCUCCACUUUGAGCUUUUCAGUAGUGAAAAUGGUCAUUUGAGGAGAUCGACAAAAAAGAAUGAAAGAAGCGGAAAACCAGACUUGCACUUUGAAGAUGAAGACGAAGAAGAUGACGAUAGCAGAGAAGGAAAACAGAAUUGCAUCAACAAAUGUUUUGAUGCCUUGUUGUACAGCCUGGGUUUAUUAUCAGGUGCACUGAUGGGUAUUUGCCAGCCUUUCAUACUAGUGAUGUAUGGAGAAUACACCACCUCGCUCAUCUCACGAUAUACGCCCAAUUCAACUGAAGAGAAACUCUACUUCCUGAGCCAGUUCGGAGGCGGACAUUUCAAAUAUAAUAUGACCGAAGAUGAACUGCAUGAAUUUGUUCUGGAAGAUUCGAAAGCUUUCGCCUGGGGCUGUGGUCUCCUCGCCUUGAUUCAGUUUAUUACUGGAGUCAUAACUGUUCUCCUUCUCAACUAUAUCUCACAGAAAAGGAUAAGCCUGAAGAGACAACAAUUUCUAAAAGCAGUUCUGAGACAAGACGUGGGGUGGCAUGACACCCAGCAUUCAUCAACUAGCAUAUCUGCCUCAUUAGCUGAAAUAGAGAAAAUAAAAGAAGGAACAGGAGAGAAGGCAGGGAUAUUUGUUUACUUGCUGUCUUCGUUUAUCUUCAAUGUGGUCAUCUCUUUCUUUUACGGCUGGAAACUCACCCUGGUCAUGACAAGUCUUUGCCCUAUCUUCAUUGGAGCGGCAGCCGUUGUUGCUAAGAUGCAAAGCUCUAUGGCAGCGAAAGAGUCAGAUAGUUAUUCAAGGGCUGGUGGGGUGGCGGAGGAGGUGUUAUCAGCCAUCAGGACUGUUACCGCUUUUGGAGGAGAGGAGAAAGAAAUUAAAAGAUUCGAAGAAGAGCUAGAAGACUCGAAGCAAGUGGCUAUGAGAAACGGUAUCUACACAGGACUGGGAACUGGCAUAACGUGGGCGUUGGUAUUCUGCUCUUAUACUCUGGCAUUCUGGUAUGGAACUCCCCUGAUUUUGGCCGAUAGAUACAAGGAAGACAAGGACUAUUCUCCAGGAGUUCUAGCUAUUGUGCUAUUUGGUGUGACAAUUGGAGCAAUGAACAUCGGUUACACAUCACCCUACAUUGAAGCAUUCGUGAAAGCUCGUAACGCUGUGGUCAGGGUGGACUCAGUCAUGAGUCGAAAAUCUAAAAUAAAUCCAUUCUCCCGUCAGGGAAAACGGCUGUCACGAUUGGGAGACAUCGAGUUCAAAGAUGUGUAUUUCAACUAUCCGGCCAGGCCUAACGUCAAGGUUCUACAGGGAUUGAACUUGAAAAUAAAGGAGGGAGAAUCAGUGGCCUUGGUUGGAUCCUCUGGAAGCGGGAAGUCUACCACUAUACAACUACUGGAGAGGUUCUAUGAUCCUGACAGUGGAAUGGUUCUGAUAAACGGCACGGACACCAAGGAGCUGGAGGUGGGUUGGCUGCGCAGUCAGAUAGGCCUGGUGGGGCAGGAGCCAGUUCUGUUCAAUGCCAGCAUAGCUGAGAACAUAUGCGGCGACCUGCAAGUCACUCAUGAGGAAAUGGUCGAAGCAGCAAAGAGUGCUAAUGCCCAUGACUUCAUUGUCUCAUUGCCUAAGGGCUACGACACAAUAGUGGGCGAAGGCAGUUCGCGGUUCUCUGGCGGACAGAAGCAGCGAAUCGCGAUCGCGCGUGCGUUGGUGCGGAAGCCAGCUGUGCUGCUAUUGGACGAGGCCACCUCUGCUCUGGAUGCCGAGAACGAGGUCAUUGUUCAGGCCGCCUUGGAGAGAGUGUCUAGGGGGCGCACCACGCUUACUGUCUCUCAUAGGUUAUCAGCGAUCCGCAACGUUGACAGGAUCUGUGUGAUCCAGAAUGGGAGAGUGGCCGAGCAGGGCAGCCAUGAUGAACUCAUGGAGAAGAAAGGCCACUACUACCAUCUCGUUUUUGCUGAUGCUGCUCUCAAACAGUGGAAAGAAUUGACAACUGGAGACUUCAAUGAAGGCCUAGACAAAACCAAGAAUGAUGCCGAUGCCUUAGAACCACCUGAUCUUCAAGUGACAUCACAAGAUGGCACUGAUCAAUCAACAAAGACUGAGCCAGCACCUUGGAAGAAACUAAUAAUGCUGAAUAAACCAGAAGCAGGACUUAUAAUGCUGGGAUCACUUGGAGCAUUUGCCAUGGGACUUGCAUCGCCUUUCUGUGCCGUGCUUUAUGGAACUUAUAUUUCGGUUCUUGCCCUACCAGAUGAUGAGGAGGUUAUAGCUUCAGCAAAUUGGUAUUCAUUAGGUUACCUGGCCAUAGCUUUGUUGGUGUUCAUUUGUGUAUUCAUUGAGUUUUCAGUGCUGGGAGUAGCAGGGGCUAGGAUUACUCACAGACUUCGUGUCAAUGUGUUCAGUAGUAUUCUGAAGCAGGAUGCAGCCUGGUUUGAUAACGAGAAGUGCAGUGUUGGAAUCCUGUCUUCCAGACUUUCCACUGAUGCCAAUGCUGUCCAGGGCGCCACUGGCAGCAAGCUGGGAGCCCUAUUGCAGGGUGUGAGCACACUGGGCGUUGGCUCCAUGAUAGCCGUGUGGUAUUCAUGGAAAAUGACAGCUGCCUGUAUUGCUGCCGUGCCUGUUAUGUUGGGGUCACUAGUCAUAGAAGCCAAGCUAUCCGGGCCUGCCGAUAACAGGGAGAGUCUUGCUUUGGAACAGGCUUCAAGGGUGGCAGUGGAAAGCGCGAUGCACAUUCGCACAGUGGCAAGUUUGGGUCGUGAGCGUGCCGUGCUUCGCGCGUAUUGUGCGCGUGUUCGCGAGGCGUCGGCCGCGCAUGCGCACAAGUCGUGGCUGCACGCGCUGGUGUUUGCAAUUGGCAACAGCAGUAUCAACUUCACCUACGCGUUUGCUGUGCUCUAUGGUGGAUAUCUAAUCAGGGAUGACAAGUUGCCGUUCCAGAAUACUAUAGUGGUUGCAGAAGCGAUAGUUUUCGGUGCUUGGAUGGUUGGUCAAGUUCUGGCGUUUGUGCCGAACAUCUCAGCCGCUCGUAUGUCUGCCACCAGACUGUUUGAGAUCAUUGAGAGAAAACCGCAGAUGUAUCAGCCUGCUGAAGACUCUGGACCUGUGGAGAACGCAGGUGACAUUCAGUUCGCCGAGGUGGAGUUCGCCUACCCGAAGCGACCGAACGCGCCCGUCCUCAACGGACUGAGUCUGCGCAUUCGCGAGGGAGAACGAGUCGCGCUGGUUGGCCCGAGUGGGUGUGGCAAGUCCACCGCCAUUCAACUGUUGCAGCGCUACUAUGAUACCAAUUCUGGAUUGCUGACUGUAGGAGGCAAAGACGUGUCGAGCCUUACUCUGUCGCGUCACCGGGCAGCCCAGGGCAUAGUCUCACAGGAGCCAGUGCUCUUCAACCGCACAAUAGCCGAGAACAUUGCCUAUGGAGACAACAGUCGUGUCGUGCCCGUCGAUGAAGUCAUAGACGCCGCUAAGAAAGCCAGUAUACAUGAGUAUAUCACCGCUUUGCCUGCUGGUUACGAGACAAGACUAGGUGCUCGUGGGUUCCAGCUGUCUGGCGGUCAAAAGCAGAGAAUAGCAAUUGCCAGGGCACUUGUUCGUAAUCCACGCCUACUUAUACUUGAUGAAGCCACCUCGGCGCUUGAUACACAGAGUGAAAAGCUUGUCCAAGACGCUCUAGAAGACGCCAUGAAGGGGAGGACUUGCGUGAUAAUUGCGCACAGACUGAGCACAGUGACUAACUGUGACACCAUUUAUGUACUCAGCAAGGGACGAGUCAUUGAGAGUGGCACGCAUGCGCAGUUAGUCGCCCGUAAUCAGCACUACGCGCGCUUACUACACCAACAGAGCCACUAGAUAUAUUUUGAAUUCAACUUUGAGGCCCGGUUUCUAGGACGAUUAUUAAAUUCCUAAUGGACUGUUAAAUCUGUAGGUUGAAUUCAAUAAUUCACAGAUGGAAAUUGAUGAAUUUUCAUCGACAUCAGAUUCAUCGCUGAUUCUCAACAGUGUAAUGAGUAUUGCAAUUGACUUGAGUUGGGACAUUUGAACUGAUAGGGUCAGAAUGACUCAUAAAUGAUUAAGCAAAACAAAAUAACAUUGAGAAAUUGCAUUUAUUCAAAUGCUAAUCGAUAAAUAAUUGAUGUUGCUUUCCAUGACGAAACACUAUAUAAUAACUAUGUUGUAGUUGAGAC
Messenger RNA from Nilaparvata lugens (brown planthopper), 4532 nucleotides. Its product is annotated as multidrug resistance protein homolog 49. The record is from RefSeq and is a predicted model, not a curated record. Bases 16 to 4197 code for a protein of 1393 amino acids. Lineage: Eukaryota; Metazoa; Arthropoda; Insecta; Hemiptera; Delphacidae. The transcript has 26 exons. Gene Ontology annotation, molecular function: ATP binding; ATP hydrolysis activity; ABC-type transporter activity. Gene Ontology annotation, biological process: transmembrane transport. Gene Ontology annotation, cellular component: membrane.